GCUGGUCAACCGAGUUCGUGGUCGUGCUCGUGGUGAGCGCCUUCGCGUACGGCAUCGUCGUCGGCGGCUACUUCGUCAAGAGCUCUCUGGCGGCCCCCGUGGUACAGCCUGCACCCGCUCCAGCACCUCAGCAGGAGGCCGUGGACACUCUCGACCUUGCGACUGCGGCGGCUGCUCAGUUCCACUACGUACGGUACAACGUCGGGGGGCCCGCCAUCUAUCACGAAAGACUCACUUUGCUGCCUGGGUACAUCCUCGCCCCUGACGAUGACGACUAUGCUGAGAGCGACUUGGCAGGUGGCGACUUGAGAUCUGUGCAUGACUCGGCGGGCCAGGGCGACGCGAUCGUCGGAGUCGCCGCCCACAACCUCUACAAGUUCAGGCGGCUGCCGUCUGCAGCCGUCGUCUGGGCUGCUGUGCGCCGCGGCGUCGCUCAGGGCCAUGGGCCUCUGCCGCCGUCGCCCUUCAACCUCGAGCUCAGCGCCGACAACGUGCUGGGCGUGGCGGCGGGGGUGCUGGCCUUGCCCGACCCGCUCGGAGCGGCGCCCGCUGCCGCAGCGCCUGGCGCGCUGGCCUUGGCUGGCGCGGCCGCGCCCCCCGCGGGCGCCCCUGGGCCGCCUGCCGCGGCGGCCGCUGCGCCCGAGGGCGGGGUGGGCGCGCUGGCGGCGGCGCUCGGUGCGGGGGGGGCCGCCCUGCCUGCCGCCGCUGACCCUCCGGGCGUCGGCGGCGCCGCCGCGGCCCCCGCGGCCCCAGGCGUCGUGGGGCCUGACCCCCGCGUGAUGGCCACCGUCCUCGACGCUCGCGGGUUGCGGGACAUGCCCUUCAGUGACGCUGUGAAGCGCCAGACCGAGACCCCCCGCGCCGACUGGCCCGUGAGGGGCCCAAGGACCACCAUGUGGGUGCUCCACUUCAUGCUCCGCAUGGCUGGCGGGCCGAUGGCGCGGCACAGCCGCUGGAUGGCCAUGAUGCAGGCCCUAGAGACGGACGACGCCGCCAAGCUCCACGAGACGUUGUGCCGCGUCAUCGAGACCUCGCUCUGCCACGACCAGCUGAUCAUCUGCGAGCUGGCCUCCUACGAGUUCCCGCCGCGGCAGCUGCAGUUGGUGGAGGAGCGCUUCUUCGAGGAGCGCGCGCGCAGGACCCGCCCUGCGCCUAAGGCCAAGGGCCAGGCCAAGGACGGCGCCGCGGCCGCGGCCGCCGACGUCUCCUCUGAGAUCGGCCACUUCCUCGGCACUGGAGAGACGAUGGGCAACCUGUGCAUUUGCCCAGCCUUGAUGGAUUGGAUCGCCGACCAGAUGAAGAGGGGCCUCGCGACGUGCAACCUGUUCGUGAGCCUGGCCAGCUUGGCCCCGAGCCCUUCGAGGCUCCACCUGGCUUGGAGUUGCCCAGGCGAGGUGACCAUCGCCAGCGUGACGUUUUUUCGCUUCCUCUUCUGCCAGUGGAUGGGCGUCGCCAUCUUCCGCUUGGUCGCGGGGCUCGUCUGCGGGCCGCCAAAGGCAGCCUCAGUGGACUACAUCGCGGGCUUGCACCGCGACUUCGAGCUGCCCGCCGCCUACUCGGAGAGAGGCCGCGAUUGCGAAGCAUCCCUCGUAGAGAUGCUCGCGCAGGUACCUGGCUACGCUGGUGACAGCGGUCGAGUGCGCCCCUACAGCAUGCCGCUUGUGGCCUGGCCCGAGUCGACGAAGGCAGUCUCCACCUGCGGCGUCGUCUCCGAGGCCGACUCCAUCGCGCUGCAGGCCCACGACAUGAUCACCUGGCGGGUCUCCAGCGAGCAGGCAUCCUUCUCUACUGGUCUCUUCUUCGUGCAGAAAUCAAUCGGCAAGCUGAGGUUGGUGCUCGACACCAGGUUGGCCAACUGCAGCUUCUCGCGCCCACCAGCCACUCGCCUGCCCACGCCGAGCGCGCGGGCCAGCCUUGACUGCGACGACAGUUUUCAGUUCGCGCAGGGCGACAUUCAGUGUGCAUUCUAUCAUUUGCGAUUGCCAGCUGGCAUGGAGUCUCUGUUCUCUUUGCCACCGAUAAACAACAGAUUCCUUGGCCUCAAGUCGGUCAACGGGGUUCGUCUUGGCAUCAACGACUGUGUCCAGCCUCUUGUCACGGUCGUUCCCAUGGGGUGGAGUUGGGCCCUCCACCUGUGCCAGAGUGCGCUGACGAGAGCCCUGUCGGAUGUCGGGUUCGGCAGUGACGAUGUGAUUUUGGAUGGGGGCUGUCCUCGCCCCUUGGUGGCUGAGAAGGACGCGGUGUGUGCAGGAUAUGUUGACAACUUCUGUGUCGUAUUCAAGUGCGCGGAGACAGCCGCGUCCCUUGCUCGUGCCGUUGCUGACCUUCUCACGGCCCGCGGGUUGCCUGUCUUGGAGUUCUCCCAUGCGGUCAGUAUGGGGGUCUUCACGGGCUUGGAGAUCGACGGAGCCUCUGGGAUCAUUCGCGUUCGUGCUGACCGCCUCGCUCGCACUCGUCAAGCCGUUCUCGGACUUUUGAAGCGUGGGCGGGCCUCUGCUGGGGCCCUGAGCGUGCUCGUAGGCCACUGUGCUUGGGGGAUGAUCCCGAGGCGCGACGUUCUGAGCAUCUUUAACGCGGUCUAUCGGUUCAUGGGGGCUGUGGGACCUCAUCCUGGACCCCUGUGGCCCUCGGUCGUCAGGGAGUUGUCGGCUGCCGUGGCCCUCAUCCCGCUCUGGAGUGCCUCUACAAGGUCGGCCGAGUCGCCGAGCGCUGGAGGUAUCGUCAUGGGGAUGCUGUGCUUGCCAGAUCACACGCCCUGGACGUCGACGGUCGAGGUUCCUGAGUCCAUCUACGGGGCCGAGGGUUGGAAGACCAUGCACUCUAGCCGUCAUACCCGACGAGGCUGCGAUACCCUUCAGUACGAGGCGGAGGCCCUGGGGUUCAGCGUCCAUCACGCUUCGAGGGCCCUGGGUGCUCAUCAUCAUCGCGUCGUCUGUAUCGUGGACAAUUUGGCCCUAGCUCUUUCGCUCGGCAAGGGGCGGUCCGGGAGCCGACAUCUUCUCCGCGCCCUGCGGCGCAUCGCUGGCGUGGCCCUCGCCCGCGGCCUGCGCCUGCUCGCGCGGUGGGUGCCGUCAGAGUGGAAUGUCGCGGACAAGCCGUCGAGGGAGGGCUUCUUCGUCGGCCCUAGCUUCGAGGUGAUCAAGGCGGCGAGGGGCAAGCGGGAACAUCCUGGUCCGCUGACGCUCCUGCGGGGCGGACUUUCGGUGCUGGAGGCCAACGCGGUCUCGGAGUCGACGGGCAGGAACUACCACGCCUCCGCCCUCAGGUUUCUGAACUGGUGCCUCUGGACCGCCAGGGACUUCAAGAACAGCGUCGAGCUCGACACGAUCCUCGUGGUGUUCUUCGUCCACCUCUUCCUCGACGGGCACGACAGUGCGACGGGCCGCGUCACGAUG
Prorocentrum cordatum is the source of this 3395-nucleotide messenger RNA. The record is from the annotation of a GenBank genome assembly. NCBI's taxonomy places the organism in Eukaryota, Dinophyceae, Prorocentrales, Prorocentraceae.